Aethalodelphis obliquidens (Pacific white-sided dolphin) is the source of this 3305-nucleotide messenger RNA. It is a transcript of the gene ZMPSTE24, whose product is annotated as zinc metallopeptidase STE24. Gene Ontology annotation, molecular function: metalloendopeptidase activity. The record is from RefSeq and is a predicted model, not a curated record. Bases 217 to 1644 code for a protein of 475 amino acids. NCBI's taxonomy places the organism in Eukaryota, Metazoa, Chordata, Mammalia, Artiodactyla, Delphinidae. Gene Ontology annotation, biological process: CAAX-box protein processing. The transcript has 10 exons.
CCUGCAGACACUAGGCGGCCCUAGGGAGCGUCAGCCGGGGGAAGAGUGUCUGUGUAACACUGCGGGCUGAGCAGAGGGCGUGGGAUGGGACGGGUGUCGGUAUAGGAGCUCUAGGGAGGGACGGAUAUCGCUGUGACACUGCGGGGGAUGCUCUGAGGGGACGGGUGUCGGUGUGGCACCAGUGCUCGCUGAAGGAGCCGGCGGAACGGGGUGGUCAUGGGGAUGUGGGCGUCGCUGGACGCGGUGUGGGAGAUGUCGGCCGAGAGGCGUAUCUUCGGGGCCGUGUUGCUCUUCUCCUGGACAGUGUAUCUCUGGGAGACCUUCCUAGCACGGCGGCAGAGACGGAUAUAUAAAACAACAACUCAUGUACCACUGGAGUUAGGACAGAUCAUGGAUUCAGAAACAUUUGAGAAAUCUCGACUGUAUCAGCUGGAUAAAAGUACUUUCAGCUUCUGGUCAGGACUCUAUUCAGAGGUUGAAGGCACUCUUAUUCUUCUCUUUGGAGGAAUCCCUUAUCUCUGGAGACUCUCUGGGCGGUUCUGUGGCUAUGCUGGCUUUGGACCAGAAUAUGAGAUCACUCAGUCCUUGGUGUUUCUGCUGUUGGCUACACUUUUCAGUGCAUUGACUGGUUUGCCGUGGAGUCUUUAUAAUACUUUUGUGAUAGAAGAAAAACAUGGUUUCAAUCAGCAGACUUUGGGGUUCUUCAUGAAAGAUGCAAUCAAGAAGUUUAUUGUGACUCAGUGCAUUUUAUUACCUGUGUCUUCACUUCUACUUUACAUUAUUAAAAUUGGGGGAGACUAUUUUUUUAUUUAUGCCUGGCUGUUCACACUAGUUGUGUCUCUGGUGCUUGUCACCAUCUAUGCUGAUUACAUUGCCCCUUUAUUUGACAAAUUCACACCUCUUCCUGAGGGAAAGCUUAAACAAGAAAUUGAAAUCAUGGCAAAGAGUAUUGACUUCCCUUUGACUAAGGUGUAUGUUGUUCAAGGAUCUAAACGCUCUUCCCACAGCAAUGCUUAUUUUUAUGGCUUCUUCAAGAACAAGCGAAUAGUUUUGUUUGACACUCUACUAGAAGAGUAUUCUGUACUAAACAAAGACAUCCAGGAGGAGUCUGGCAUGGAACCCUGCAAUGAUGGAGAAGGGGACAGUGAAGAAAUAAAAGCUGAAGUUAAAAAUAAGAAACAAGGAUGUAAAAAUGAGGAAGUGCUUGCUGUGCUAGGCCAUGAACUGGGGCACUGGAAGUUGGGACACACAGUCAAAAAUAUCAUUAUUAGCCAGAUGAAUUCUUUCCUGUGUUUUUUCUUGUUUGCUGUAUUAAUUGGUCGAAAGGAGCUUUUUGUUGCAUUUGGUUUUUAUGACAGCCAACCCACUCUAAUUGGACUAUUGAUCAUCUUCCAGUUUAUUUUUUCACCUUACAAUGAGGUUCUUUCUUUUUGCCUAACAGUCCUAAGCCGCAGAUUUGAAUUUCAAGCUGAUGCGUUUGCCAAGAAACUUGGGAAGGCUAAAGACUUAUAUUCUGCUUUAAUCAAACUAAACAAAGAUAACUUGGGUUUCCCUGUUUCUGACUGGUUGUUCUCUAUGUGGCAUUAUUCUCAUCCUCCGCUACUAGAGAGACUCCAGGCUUUGAAAAAUUCAAAACAAGACUGAGUUGCCCAGGGUCUGCAACUGAAGACGUUUCUGAUGAUUUCUGUCCUGGCAGCAUGUUCUGGCUCUUGAUGUUUUUAAACUUUUUUUUUUUUUAAGAAAAAUUAUUAAGUAUGGAAAAGCCAAGAUUUAAAUACAUUUAAUAUCUCAUUUCAAAAAUGAUUUUAAUAAUCCAUUUCUUAAAGAAAACACUGGAUGAAAUUUUGAGGCUUAAUGUUUUUAAAGGCUUAGUUUUAUCUUUAAAAUCUAGUUUACCGUCAACUUGUAAAAUCACUUGAGAAAAUACAGAACUUGUUUUAUUUACAUGCUUAUAUGGAACCUGCAUAUAAGGUGUCUGGGGGCAUAUGUUUAAAAGGGAACACACCUCUGAAUCCUCUCUGUAAGACAGAAACAGUGGUCCUGAAUCACUGUGCUCAUACCUAAGUUGAGACUUAUUUUUACUUUCAUGCUGUUAUGAUUUAAGCUGGCCAAUCAAUGUUUUAAAUAAGGAAGAAAGCUAAUAAUUGGUAAGGCUGAUGUUUUGUAAAUGAAAGUAGUUAGAAAUAUGCUCUCUCCUGUUCUAUCAAAUUUCUCUGUUCCCUCUCUUGCUAUACACUGUUCAGGAGUUUCUAAUAAUGCUUUGAAAUUAGGAAUUAUGUACAGAAUGUUUUAAAUCACUGGGUUUUGUUUUUGUUUUUAAGAAAGUCUUUCUCUUUCUUUCCACCUGGUGGGUAUGAUCCCAUUAGGGGUAAACGAGUAUUUUUCUAAACAUUCAGCUUUUUCUCAUUCAUACUCUUGUAUUCAAUAAAUAGUGCAUCCUUUUACUUAGCAAAAAUUGCCAUGUUGAACAGGCUUUGCUAUUUUAAAAGUGGGAGAAUGUGGAAAGAAGAAGAAAUGACAUUUUAAGAGAUGUAAGAUUGAAAUACUGAUGAUUCUCUUAUGAUGUUACAGGGAAAAAAUAUAAUUUUCUAUCUCUUUCAAGGACAGAAGAGUUUUCGUUUUUAUUUUUCUAAUUUUUGUCAGUAAGUCUUAAGUGCUAUUUAAUCAGGCCUGAUUCCAUUUUAGAAAAUUAUAGUUCUUGAUAUGCUGACAAGUUUUAUUUUCAAAACAAAUGUCAUGAAAGAUUUCCAGUUUUUGAAGCUGCAUGUUUGACUGAUUCAAAUCUCUGUCCACUUUCUGAAUGAGACCCAACUUUGUGCCUAGAGCUCCCACCCGCUGGUGAUGUGUACCUUCUGGGCAUUUAUUCCAAAGUGGGAUCAACUGUGCGGGCUUGGUAUCUGGCCAGAAAGUCUUUUGCUCAGCUGAUAUUUGGGUGAUGUCUUUACAUGGAAAUAUAAUAAAAAUAAACAUCUAGUUUAGUACCGUAUUAUUUAUUUUCCUAAGGCUGAAGAGGAACAGUGCUAUGAUUUGAUCCAGCAUCUUUCAUCUGUGAAUUCAUGCUGUGAUAACUGCCUUUCCUUCCUUCCGUGCCUUUAAAUACAAAUUUCAGCUCUGCACAAGUGAAACAUUAAAAAUUGCCAGUGCAUGUUGAUGUUCUUUGUCUUUAAUUUGACAAAAUUUGUCUGUCAUUUGUUACCUAGUAGAUAUAUGUUUAUUACCCUAGAGGAACCAAGUGCUAGUACUGGGUUGGCCAAAAAGUGCCUUCGGUUUUUAAGUAAAAAUAAAAGACACAUUUUUCAUUUUCA